AUGAAGAAAGAUGCUCCUUUCCACUGGGACCAAUCAUGUCGAAAUGCCUUUGAAAGCAUCAAGAGAUACUUGAUGAAUUCACCUGUAUUAGGGGCACCAAAUCUUGGAAAGCCAUUGAUACUGUACAUUGCAUCGCAAGAGCGAUCACUUGGGGCACUUCUUGCUCAAGAGAAUGAAGCUAAGAAGGAACAAGCAUUGUACUAUCUGAGUCGAACCUUGAUAGGAGCUGAGUUGAAUUAUACUCCCAUUGAGAAGAUGUGCUUAGCAUUGCUUUAUGCGAUAAGAAAAUUGAGGCAUUAUUUUGAAGCGUACACUAUCAAGCUAAUUUCUCGGGCUGAUCUUGUAAAGUUCGUAAUGACUCGACUAGUUCUCUUAGGACGUCUAGCAAGAUGGUCUAUAUUGUUUAAUCAAUAUGAGAUCAUUUACACACCUCAAAAGGCUGUGAAGGGGCAAACACUUGCUAAUUUCCUUGCUGAUCACCCUCUUUCAGGAAAAUGGGAAACUUCAGAUGAGUUCCCUGAUGAAAAUGCAUUUCUUACUGAAGAGCUGCCAGCAUGGACAAAGUUCUUUGAUGGAUCAGCACGUCGAGAUGGUGCAGGGGCGGGAGUCGUGUUGAUAUCUCCAGAACAACUAAUCCUACCAUUUUCAUUUGUUCUAGGUGAAACUUGUUCCAACAACGCCACAGAGUACCAAGCUUUGAUUGUGGGCCUUGAAAUGGCAUUAGUUAUGAAGAUUCCUCAAUUGGAUGUCUACGGUGACUCUCAAUUGAUCAUUAAUCAACUCUCGGGGAGUUACGAGGUAAAGAAGGAAGAUCUUUUGUCAUAUCUCCAAUAUGCUACUUUCUUACUUGAAAGGUUUGAUCAAGUGUUCUUAAAUCACGUCCCAAGAGAGGAAAAUCGAAUGGUAGAUGCUUUGGCUAACUUGGCUACAACAAUGUCACUCGGAGAAAAUGAGACAACAAAAGUGCGUAUAUGUCAUCGAUGGGUUAUUCCUGGUCGUCUUGAUUUUCAAAUCGAUGAAAGCCAUCAUAUAUCAGUUCGAGUGGUUGAAGAAGAAGAUUGGAGAAAACCACUGGUUGAGUAUCUUGAACAUGGAAGACUGCCUGAGGAUCCACGAGUAAGAGCAGACAUUAAGAGAAGAGCACCAGGAUUCAUCUUUCACGAUGGGAUACUGUUUCGUCGUUCUUAUGAGGAACUAUUCUUGCGGUGUCUUGACAAAGUAGAAGCUCAACAAACAAUGGAUGAGGCACAUUCUGGCACAUGUGGAGCACACCAAUCAGGGCCUAAACUUCAUUUUCGCAUCAACAGGAUGGGCUACUAUUGGCCAACAAUGGUGAUGGACUGCUUAGGGCAUGCAAAAAAGUGUCAAGCGUGUCAAUUCCAUGCUAAUUACAUCCAUCAGUCUCCAGAGGCUUUGCAUCCGACUGUAGCCUUAUGGCCCUUCGAUGCAUAG
Molecule: messenger RNA, 1452 nt
Organism: Solanum stenotomum
Lineage: Eukaryota; Viridiplantae; Streptophyta; Magnoliopsida; Solanales; Solanaceae
Exons: 1
Coding region: 1-1452 (483 amino acids)
Molecular function (GO): nucleic acid binding; RNA-DNA hybrid ribonuclease activity
Source: RefSeq, a predicted model, not a curated record